Messenger RNA from Yarrowia lipolytica CLIB122, 1356 nucleotides. RefSeq lists its product as uncharacterized. Gene Ontology annotation, molecular function: RNA binding. NCBI's taxonomy places the organism in Eukaryota, Fungi, Ascomycota, Dipodascomycetes, Dipodascales. The record is from RefSeq and is a predicted model, not a curated record.
AUGAUCAUCAACAUGAUAUCCGCGCACCCACCAAAAGCCAACGCGCUGAGAAGCCGGAUUUCGGCGCCUCCAGGCUCGGCCAGCUCUCCACGGUCAGCCAAGAGAGUCGCAUCAGCUGGAGGAGUGAAAAAAGCUGCAACAGCCAAGCCAACCUCCACGCGGUCUGCUAAUCAGCUUAAGAACAACGCACUCUUUCAGGCCAUCAAGGGUAUUCCCAGAACAUCUCCGACAGCCCCUGCCCAACCAGCUCAGCCACGACCAGGCCAGGAGUUGAGAGACCGAAUCUCCGGAAAGACGCCCGCAAAGACUCAAGCGCCACCUCCAGCUAAGACAAAGAUCCCAGCCAAGCCCGCACACCCUCUGGCAAGCCGGUUCGGCCAGCCUCCUCUUCCUAAGUCCAAGUUGGACAAGCUGGGCACAACAACUGCUCCCUCCCACAGCAGAUACAACGGCAGCGACACCAGCCGCUCCUACAGUUCAAGCCAUAGCUCAUCGAGUGACAACCACAGAUCCACGCACGACACCUCGGCGUCCUCUACUUCUUCCAGGAGAGACGACAAGCACGUACGAGGCGGUGGACACGACAAGUAUGGCAACUACGACAAGUACGGAAAUAACGACAAAUUUGGCAGAAGCCAGGAGAGGUACAACAGUCGAGAAAGAGAGCGGUACGAGCGAACAGGGGGAUCGGAUAGAGCCGUCAGUAGCGACAGCAGAGACAGAUUUGGAAACGGUGGACGCGGCAACGAAAGCAGGAAUAGAUACAACGACCAGCCUCGAUCCCAGGCCCAAAGCUACCAAGAGUCUCGGGAAAGAUACUCUGAAGAUCGAGUGCGAUACAGAGCCACGUCCCCUCAGAAGCAUACUGCUCAGGAGGCCGUUGCUAGUCCCGCUGCGUACGCCAAUCCCGGAGAUACUGUUGCCGUUCGACCUGCUGCUCAGGUGUCUAACACAAAUUUCGGUGCAAAGGUACCGGAGCUGUCGGCCAACGGAACCCCUUCAUACUCAAUCAAGCAUCUGGCCAUGCCUCCCAUUGUUCAGAUCUCCAAUCUGGAUCGAGGAACCACUCGAGACGAUCUGUACAAGUUCUUUGUUGAGCUCGGCGCUAUCCGUGACUGUCGCAUUCUUACUCUGGGUACACAGGGUGCUAUGGGUGAGAUCACGUUCGAAGACCCUGAAGCUGCUAAAGUCGCCUUCGCAAAGUUCAAUGGCGCACUAGCCGAUGGACGACGACUCGUCGUCAACAUUGUCAAAUACAACUCCAUCGCCGACCAGAAGCCCGUGGAGGUUAACAACGCUGUGCACCACUGGCCUGGAGCUGGUAAUCUUCGAUCCGACGGCUAUCUGAACAAGUAG